GAGUUAAAGGGGAAAUGCCUAAUCAUGAAUAAUUCAGUAAAUACUGGUCUUGUGCUGGCCAAUCAUAUCGUGGUUAUGAUAAUCACCAGUUGCCGGCAGCCACAGUACCACUUGCUACGCUUGUCAACAGUGUUCCUUUCCCUGCCUGACGCCUGCGAGUGGCACAGCUGCUAUCUAUAGUUCAACUCUAUUUUCAGCGCACGCAGACAGGACGCAAUGGAAGUCGCACAAAUCUUUAUUUAUCAUCCAGCUCUGGGGAAAAAAUUACCAAUCUACACUCAAGUCACAUGCUGUUUAGUCACUUGAGAGGCAGUUUCCAGGAGAAUAAAGGUCUAGGAGGUCAUGGAUCUGCUCGAAGGCCCGAGAGUCCGCCGGGAUAUUCGUUCAGAGAAUGCAGCCCUUGAUCCAGAGCAAUGGGAGCACGGAGCGGGCCGGGUGAGAGUGAGGGUGGAGGAGAGCUGGUUCACUGUGGAUCGAGCCUUUCUGGGGAGGCACAGCGACUACUUCUGUGCUCUCUUUCAGUCGGGGAUGAAAGAGAGUUACCAGGAUGAACUCCACCUGAAGGCAGGUGUUCGUGCGCGGGGUUUUCUCACCGCGCUCGCCGUCUGCAGGGGGGAGAUUCCCACCAUCACCGACCCGGAUGAGCUUACAGAUGCGGUGGAGUGCGCCGCCUUCCUGCAGGUCGCGCGGCUGGUGCGUUAUCUCUGUGACAUCAUCGAUUCAGACAACUGCCUCUUGCUUUACCAAGCGGCCUCCAUCUUUGGGGUCCAGCUACUGUUUCAGAGUGCGGCUCUGUUCCUCUGCGACGCCUUCUAUGAUUUAAAGGAAGAGGCGGAGAAUACGAUUCCGGAUGAACUUCUUCAGUAUUCUCAGUCGCUGUCUCCUCGUAGCUAUAUUGCUCUCGGCACUCACACUCCGUCCAUGGAGCUGCUGCAAGACUCCUUCAGAUUUGUUAGCUAUCUUGAUGAAACAGAAGGAGAGUGGAAGCAUUUAACACACCUCCCAACUCUCUGUAGCACCUCCAGGGCAGGUGUGGCAGUGCUGGACAAUCGACUGUACAUUGUAGGAGGGGUUCACGGUUACAAUAAGAGCACAGUAGACAGCAGCUUUUGCUACGACCCCGACUCAGGGGCCUGGACUGUACUCCCUGGUCCCCUGCAGUCACGGCACAACUUCACCCUGCUCGGACACGAGGGCCGACUCUAUGCCGUUGGCGGCGAGUUUCAAAAUCGGAUUAUUUCCACGGCGGAGAGUUAUGACGUGUCGCGCGGCGAGUGGACAUUUAUACAUCACGCGCCAAGGCCUGUGACGCAUGCCGCUAGUGCAGUCGCACGGCGGAGGAUGUUCUUUUGCUUCUGGAAACCACCACAGACCACAGACAUCUACGAAUAUGAGCCGGGGAAAGACGAGUGGAGACUCACCACCACGUUGAUCAGACACCAGAGCUACGGCCACUGUAUGGUAGCCCACAGUGACAACUUGUACGUGAUGCGCAACGGGCCCUGCGACGACUUCCUGCGCUGCCUAAUGGACUGCUACAACAUCACCACAGGCCAGUGGACAGCCCUGAACGGACUCUACAUAAACAGCAAGGGGUCGCUGUUCACCGCUGCGAUCCGGGGGUGCUCUGCAUUCACUGUCAAGCACCAGCUCACUCUCGAGUACGCCGUCCGUGGAGAUGGAUGGAAGCCGCGCAGGCAGAUGAAGGGCUUUCCAAAGAGUGGCUCACUGUGGACGUGUUUACUCAGGCUUCCCAAGACGGGACCAGUCACACCACAGCUGGAUUCGGAAGGGAAGGAAGAAGAAAUGGCUUUGCCAGACACAUCUGAGGGAUUUGUGGAAGCCAUACCGCAACUGUGAAAUUACUGCACGACUGAAAAACAACGUGUUGUUUUUGAGGGUUCCGAGACUAUGAGUACACAAGUGUAAAAAAAGAAAAAGAAAAGUGGCGCACUGAUAGUGAGCGGUGCUGGAGGUUGUUCCUCAUUUCACUUUCUCAUGCAGCCACACAUGUGCACACACAUGCUCACAUGCUGACACUCGGCGUUUGUUCUGAUGAGCAACAGCUGCUACUGUAGUUUUUAUUAAGGGAGGCCACUGUGUGUGUGUGUGUGUGUGUAGUUCAAAGGCGCUGACGGGAUGUUCUAAACCUCUCAUUCCCCACCUUUUAUUUUUUUCCCCCCACUGAAGUCACACUGGGCCAGUUCAGGAGCCACUGGUCCACCAGUGGACAGAAAACACAGCCACUCUCCCACACUCCUGCACGCAUACUCGCUCAGGUUUGUUGCUCAAUGAGUGAUUAAAUACCUGUUUCUAUGGGAGAAUACAUUUCACUUGGCCUCAGGCCUGUGGCUAGUGGCCAGUGGGAAAUGUUUUUUUGUCUUCCAUGGCCACAGACUGCAUUUAUUUCAGUACAUUAAAAGCCAGUGGAAUUCUCUGGCAACAUGUGAUAUCAAUCCAUAAUACUUUAUUUUGAAUACUAUUGAGUGCUUAGUGCUGGUAAUGUUCUCACUGUAAUAAAAUACUGUAAAUCUCA
Solea solea (common sole) is the source of this 2536-nucleotide messenger RNA. Its product is annotated as kelch repeat and BTB domain-containing protein 13. NCBI's taxonomy places the organism in Eukaryota, Metazoa, Chordata, Actinopteri, Pleuronectiformes, Soleidae. The coding region runs from base 343 to 1860 and encodes 505 amino acids. The transcript has a single exon. Gene Ontology annotation, molecular function: protein binding. The record is from RefSeq and is a predicted model, not a curated record.